GGUGUGGGAGCUGAGAGAGAGAGAGAGACCCAAGAGUUGAAGCAACCACUGUGAGGCAUCGCCAAGGUGAAGGAUGCUUGCAGAACCAGGCCCGGCUGCACGGGAGCCAGAGCAGCUCGGAGCAGUCAAACUGGAGGAGGAAGAGGCUGCCGGCCAGGAGGACCCCAGGCGGCCAGAGGCCAGGCCCCGGCCCGAGGUGGCUCACCAGCUCUUCAGGUGCUUCCAGUAUCAGGAGGACAUGGGGCCGAGGGCAUCCCUGAGCCGCCUCCGGGAGCUCUGUAGCCACUGGCUGCGGCCGGCUCUGCACACCAAGAAGCAGAUCCUGGAGCUGCUGGUGCUGGAGCAGUUCCUGAGCGUGCUGCCCCCCCACCUGCUGGCCCGGCUCCAGGGCCAGCAGCUCAGGGAUGGCGAAGAGGUGGUGUUGCUGCUGGAGGGUGUCCAGAGGGAGUCCAGCAAUGUGGGGCCGCUGGAUUUUAGUUUUAAUGCUGGCAAGAAUUGUCCCCGUGCAGAGGUCACCUUGGAGGAACAGGGGGGCUCUUUCCAAGUCUCCAGCCACAGCCCCAAGAAGGAAGUGCCCUCAGAAGGGCCUCCAGCCCUGGAGCCAUCGCAGGAACUCUCGCUGUCCCAGCCAGUGCCCUCCAAGCCUGCUGAGAUGGGGGCCUGGAGAUGUCCCCCAAGUUCAAAGCAGCCACUGAGUCCAGGUCCCAAGAGAACAUUGCAGGCCCCGCAAGAGAGCGCCCCGCUGGGUCCUGAGCUGUGGCCAGAGGAGAACUCUGGAGAUCAGGAGCUAGCAGCUGUGCUGGAGUCCCUAACCUUUGAAGAUGUCCCAGCAAAGAAGGCUUGGCCUGUGCAUCCUCUGGGAUUUGGAGGCAGAACCCCAGACGAGGCGUUUAAAGAAGAGGAACCGAAAGGGGUGUCCUGGCCCGCUGCCACCUCAGCGAAGUCUCAGGCAGAGAGUCCCAGGGUGGCAGAAGAGCCCCACACUCAGUCGCUCGGCCCGGGCCCUGAGGUGGGCGGCCCCGGUGGAGAAAUGUCCCCUCCCGACAGGAGUGAAGUUCUCGAGGUCAAAGUGGCUGGGGGCGCCCCCAAGUCGGAGCCGGAGAUAAAGUUCAUCUGCACAGACUGCGGGGUGAGCUUCCCACAGCUGGCCCGCCUGGAGACGCACCAGCUGCGGUCUCACCCGGGCGCGCGGUCCUUCCUGUGCUUGUGCUGCGGGAAGAGCUUCGGCCGCAGCUCCAUCCUCAAGCUGCACAUGCGCACGCACACGGAUGAGCGGCCGCACACCUGCCACCUCUGCGGCCACCGCUUCCGCCAGAGCUCGCACCUGAGCAAACACAUGCAGACGCACUCCUCCGAGCCCGCCUUCCUGUGCGCCGAGUGCGGUCAGGGCUUCCAGCGCCGGGCCCGCCUCAUGCAGCACCUUCUGGCGCACGCCCAGGACCAAAAGCCCCCAGGCGCCCCGGAGACCAAGACCCCAGCGCCCCCCGAGCUGGCCAUCGUCCUGUGCUCCCACUGCGGCCAAACCUUCCAGCGCCGCUCCAGCCUCAAGCGCCAUCUGCGGAUCCACGCCAAGGACCAGGGCCACCAGUGCUCCGAGUGCUCAGGCAGCCUGCGUCCCGGGCCCGAGCUCAGGCCCUACGUGUGUGGCGACUGCGGCAAGGCUUUCCGGCGCAGCGAGCACCUGGGGGCACACCGGCGUGUGCACACAGGCGAGCGGCCCUUCUCCUGCCAGGUCUGCGGCCGCAGCUUCAGUCAGAGCUCCCAGCUGGUCUGCCACCAGCGGGUGCACACGGGCGAGAAGCCCUACAGCUGCCCACACUGCGGGAAGCGCUUCAUGCGAAGGGCCGGCCUCGCGCGCCACCUCCUGACCCACGGCGGCCCGAGGCCCCACCACUGCACCCAGUGCGGCAAGAGCUUCAGCCAGACGCAGGACCUCGCCCGCCACCGGCGCAGCCACACCGGGGAGAAGCCCUGCCGCUGCAGCGAGUGUGGCGAGGGCUUUAGCCAGAGCGCCCACUUAGCGCGCCACCAGCGCAUCCACACCGGGGAGAAGCCUCACGUCUGUGACACGUGCGGCCACCGCUUCCGCAACAGCUCCAACCUGGCCCGCCACCGCCGCAGCCACACGGGCGAGCGGCCCUACAGCUGCCAGAAGUGCGGCCGGAGCUUCCGGCGCAACGCCCACCUGCAGCGCCACCUGGCCACGCAUGCCGGGGCAGGGGACGAGGGCGUGUCUGGGCAGGCCGAGCCCCCCCAGGAGUGCCUGGAGUGCGGCAAGAUCUUCAGCCGCAGCUGCAACCUACUGCGGCACAUGCUGGUGCACACGGGGGCCAGGCCCUACUCCUGCGCGCAGUGUGGCCGCAGCUUCAGCCGCAACUCCCACCUGCUACGCCACCUGAGAACCCACGCCCGGGAGACCCUGUACUAG
Orcinus orca (killer whale) is the source of this 2428-nucleotide messenger RNA. RefSeq names its product zinc finger and SCAN domain containing 10 (gene ZSCAN10). Bases 74 to 2428 code for a protein of 784 amino acids. Lineage: Eukaryota; Metazoa; Chordata; Mammalia; Artiodactyla; Delphinidae. Gene Ontology annotation, biological process: negative regulation of transcription by RNA polymerase II. Gene Ontology annotation, molecular function: DNA-binding transcription repressor activity, RNA polymerase II-specific. The record is from RefSeq and is a predicted model, not a curated record. The transcript has 5 exons.